AUGACACCCCCAACUCCCGAUCACCAGCUCUCCUCGGAAGCUUCAAGCGGCAGCACCGCCGACUCCAAAUCUACCACGCCUCCUCCAUCCAGUACCGACUCGUCCGCCUCUAUCGCCGCCAUGCCCAUCUCGGCUGAUGACAACCUCACCUGCCGAUGGAACUCGUGCAGUCAAAAGUUUGCUACGCCUGAGCUGCUUUAUGACCACAUCUGUGAACGUCAUGUUGGUCGCAAGAGCACAAACAAUCUGAAUCUCACCUGCCAGUGGAACUCGUGCCGUACCACCACCGUCAAGCGCGACCACAUCACCUCGCACAUUCGUGUCCAUGUGCCACUCAAGCCUCACAAGUGCGACAUGUGCGGCAAGUCGUUCAAGCGUCCUCAGGAUCUCAAGAAGCACAUCAAGACGCACGCCGAUGACUCGGUUCUUAUGCGUUCUUCCCAGGAGGCUCACAACCAGGGCGGUAUGAACUACAGACCUCACAUGAACAAGGGUGAGUCUUUUGAGAAUCAACAUGUUAGCGAGCAGGAUGGAACAGGAAAAGAAGAACAAGAAGGAAGAAGAGAAGAAGUAGAGAAGAGGAGAGAGGAAGAGAAGAGAGGAAGAAAAGAGGAAGAAGAAGGAGGAGGAAACACAGUGCUGACACACAACACAGCCCCCAGCUAUUACGACCACAACAGCCAGAUGCGCCACCAGUUCCAGCACCCGCCCACCCAUCACGGCGGCUACUACGCGCCCCAGCCGUCGACCAACUACGGCCUCUACUUCAACCAGCCACCUCUCAACAACCAGCGCAACGAGCACCUCGGCUACCAGGGCGCCCCGGCCGCACACAACGGAGGCGGCUACGACCAGCGCAAGCGAGCCUUCGACAUGGUCGACGACUUCUUCAGCAGCGCCAAGCGCCGCGAGAUCGACCCCUCGUCGUACAGCCAGAUCGGCCGCUCGUUGAUGCCCCUGCACGGCACCCUCUCCAUGCCCGGCCCCGGCCCGUCCCCCAUGGUCCAGGAGCAGCAGCAGUACAUGGGCGGCGGCGGCGGCACGGCGGCGGCCAUGGCCCACGCGGCCGGCCCGGCGCCCACGCAGAACCCCCUGACGCAGCAGUACUACCUCCCGACGCCGCCCCACGCGCGCACGCAGAAGGACCUGGUGCAGAUCGACCACCUGCUCGGGCAGAUGCAGGACACCAUCUACGAGAACGCCAGCCACGCCACGGCCGGCGUCCACAUCGGCAGCGCCGCCGACGGCUUCGGCGCCGGCUACCGCAACAGCCCGUCACCGUCCAUGUCGCAGCGCCGGUCUCCCGGCACCAUGGGCGGCGGCGCCGUACCCACCCAGGACGCCUACCAGCACCACCAGCACGCCAUGUCGGCCGCCGGCAUGCCCUCGCCCCUCACGGCCAUGUCGUCGACCGGCACGCCCGCCGUCACCCCGCCGUCCAGCGCCAUGUCGUACUCGUCCGGCCACUCGCCCAGCCCGUCUUCGUCGGCCAUGUCCCCCCAGUCGCGCCACUCAACGUCCGCCCCGGUCAUGUACCCCAGCCUCCCCACUAGCCUGCCCGCCGUCUCGCAGGGCUUCGGCCAGUCCACGACGGCCACCCUGGGCCCCAGCUUCGAGAGCAACGAGCGGCGCCGCUACUCGGGCGGCAUGCUCCAGCGCGCGGCCCGAGCCCCCGCACCGGCACCGCCCAGGUCCGUCAUGCCGGAGGACAGGGAGAGGCGGCCCUCGGUCGGCAGCGGCGCCGGCGCCAUCACCCCCAAGGCCGAGCCGUCGCACCUGCCGCCCGUGUCACCCCCCCUGUCGGACGACACGGUCGAGAGCGACACCGCCCGCGAGAGGGAGGAGCAGUACGACCGCUGGCUGGAGAACAUGCGCGUCAUCGAGAGCCUACGCGAGUACGUCCGUGGACGUCUCGACCGGAGGGACUUUGUCGCCGACCAGGAGGACGAGGGUAAGCCCGAGAGAGCCCCCGAGAGGGCCUCCGAGAGGGAGGCCGAGCCCAUGGAAGUCGAUGCCAAAAGCCCCAGGAGUCAGCCGCUCCCACCGCCUCACGGUCACCCGCGGGAAGGGUCUUCACUCUACCCUAUCCUGAGGAUGCCUGGAUCUUAG
Molecule: messenger RNA, 2109 nt
Organism: Geosmithia morbida
Lineage: Eukaryota; Fungi; Ascomycota; Sordariomycetes; Hypocreales; Bionectriaceae
Product: Zinc finger, C2H2 type
Exons: 3
Coding region: 1-2109 (702 amino acids)
Biological process (GO): positive regulation of transcription by RNA polymerase II
Cellular component (GO): nucleus
Source: RefSeq, a predicted model, not a curated record